Messenger RNA from Vanessa tameamea, 10801 nucleotides. RefSeq lists its product as uncharacterized. Gene Ontology annotation, cellular component: desmosome. Lineage: Eukaryota; Metazoa; Arthropoda; Insecta; Lepidoptera; Nymphalidae. Bases 179 to 9445 code for a protein of 3088 amino acids. Gene Ontology annotation, molecular function: calcium ion binding. The transcript has 44 exons. The record is from RefSeq and is a predicted model, not a curated record. Gene Ontology annotation, biological process: cell-cell adhesion.
CCUAAAAAUAUCGUCGCCAUAUUGGUAUUGUCAAAAAGUUCGGGAUCCAUCGGUGUGAAGGAAAAAAUGGUUUUUCUUUUCAUACAAUGCGUAUUGGAACCGUCCGUGCAUUCUAAUUGAUAAAGCUGUGACCUUAGAUGUUUCGUUUACACUAUUUCGUGUACAGAACACUUUUUGAAUGAUGUUUUCAAUGGGAAAAUGUUCGGACCGUAGUAGGUCGGGUACUGAUUCAGAGGCCGGUGGUUUGGUGAAGACGUCUCUGCCUACGGACGAGGUAGCGUCUGCGGUAGCGGCGGUGUCUGACGAGAUCGGUGAUAUCUUGAAGGAUGAGCUAGGGGACGCUGAGCUUGCAGACCUCAACGCGGAGCUCGAUCUCCUCGUGGAACUGGCAGACGCUCCGCAAGAAGACUUUCCAUCUCUAUUCGAGAUCGCUAUUGGUCACCGCGCCUCUGGUAGUGGUUCCUCGUCAUCAUCAUGGUCGGGAGGCAGGGGGGGCAGGUCGAGACGGCCCCAUCGUCCGCAGCGCGUGUCACGGAGGCGUCCUAUCGCUAAAGGGAAAGAAAUGUGCCGGCGGCGCAGCGCGGUGGCGCGGCGCGCGGCGUCGCUGCGCGUGCGGCGCGUGGAGGUGGUCUCGGACGCGUCCGACGUGGGCGCCGACUCCGACUCCGACGACCAGUGGACCGAACUCGACAACUCUGGCAGCACUGAUACCUCUUCGGGCAAGGAUAUAGGCGGAUUGGACAUUGAAUGUCCGUCUUAUCAGCACAAAGGAUCGCAGGUGGACCCCCCAGCGAUGGGCCAGUUCCUGUUGCCGCUUCUCAGUGCUGAUCCGACCGCGCCUGACCCUGAACACUUUCUGAUCCGGCACGAGGAUAUACUGCAGCUUCUCGCAUCUGCAGAGGACAGUGUUCGGGACGAAAUGCCUCUCGAAGAUGACGCAGCUCUGGACUCGGCGCCUGACAUGUUGAGCGGAGACAUUUAUGAAUGCGAGGAGCCAGUGGUGACCCCGGAAGACGAAGCAGCUCUGUUGCAUUUCGUUUGUGAAGCUGAGCAAGCGAUGAACUCGAAGGAGAUACCAUUCAAGCCCGUCGAGGAGUGGUUGCUGGGCGUUUAUCAUUCUUGGUGUGAAAUAAGUGCUCUCAUGUAUACUCUUAUCGGGACCAAUAUGAGCGUGGAUAUGGUGAAGUCCGACUGGUCGUACCGCGCCCGCUUCGGCUGCCACUGCCGCCUGUGCCUGUCGCUCGCCAACAACGCGUCGGCGUUGCACCGCUUCCUGGCGGCGCUGCUCGCCGACCUCGCGCACGGUGGCAACACAGUCUCCAUCGGUGCGAAUAUAGUUCGAGCGCUUCGCCUCACUCCGGGCAGGGAUAGUCGGCCAGCUGAUUGGGACCUCCAGAGGCUACAGCGUGUCAAAGUUUGUGAUGACGGUGCCUCGAUUAUUCAGAAUCAUCUAAUAAGGUUAGCGCGUGAGAAUGAAGUGGCCGACCAGAUCGUCAACAGCAUCUGUCUCUGUCGGGUUUAUGAACGACCGUUUGAUAAGCAAUACGCGAUGGAGAGAUUGUGCAAGUUGUUGGAUAAUUUUAAGACCGCUUCGUCUAUUACUUUUAAGGUGGAGAUGGUCCCGGAGGAGGGCGCGGGCGGCCCCGGGGCGGCGCGCGCGGCGUGGGGCGAGGCGGCGCGCGCGCGGCUGGCGCGCUGCCUGGCGCCGCACCAGCGCCGCUCCACCAGCGAGCGGCUCGCGCACAUGGCUGCGCGCACCGCGCCGCACGACCUAAGCGCUUGGUCGGGCUACAAACAUCGCUGCGACUGUCUCACUCCGAGGACCCUGUGCGCUCAACAACGAAAGCAACUGCUGAGAAUAUCAUUCUUCGGUAUGAUGCAAACGGUGAACGAAUUCAAUGGAUCCAAGGAUGUGUUGGACAAGGCGAUAGACUCGAAGCCUGACAGUUCGAGCAGGGAGUUGCAGCAAGGGGACGGAACGGGCGCCAAGCCUCCCGAUACGUUCGAGGAUCGUCUGAGCAAGUCGAACUCGGGUUUGGAUAUGAGCGACUCGAACUUCACGGAUGACCUUGACGACAGCUCGUCGUCGUCCCCGUCGUCGUCGUCGGGCUCGGGCGGCGGGCGCCUGUGCCGCUCCGUGCGGCGCCUCAUGCGCUCCAUCGCCGCCAUCGAGCGCCUCAUGGACCGCGUGCUGCGCCACUGCGACCGCUGGACCGACCGCGACGCCAGACGUCGCGUGCACGCCGGUCUGUCGGAAGUGGAUCGCAAGCUGAUGGCCAUGUACCGACGCCUGCCCGACGUGCACCGAAGACAGUUGCAGCUCUAUCGGAAGCAGAAGAGGUUAUCCACGGUGUGCACGCAGCUGGUGGGCGGGCCGGCGCCGGCGCCGCCGCCGCCCGGCUCGCCGCCGCCCGCGCCGGCGCACGCGCCGUGCCGCCUGCUGUGCCCCGAGUACCACCUGCAGCGCUUCAAGGAGGUGCGUGUGAGCGGCGCGGCGCGCGGGAGCCGGCCGCCCUCUACCGUGUGCGUGUCGUUUCAGGUGCGGCGGAAGGUGAUGCACAUGCGCGACCAGCAGCUCUACUACCAUCGGCUGCGGAUGUGGCUCGAGGACCAGCUGCGGCAGGAGAGGGAAAGCUUACCAGAUUGCAACGUGUCAGAUCUACCGAAACGGAAACGUCGUAAUUUGAGUCCAAAAUUACAGAAAAUGGCAUCAGCUCCGAAACGAAAAUUAAAACCUCAACUAUCCCAAUCGAUCAUCAAACCCCAUAAAAUAUUACAAAUGCUCAAAAGUAAAGUCUCCCACCACAACCAGGACAUCAAAUCCCCCUACAAGGAAAUAGAUAGCGCUAAAUCAGAAGCGGAACCGCCGGAAGCGUUCCCGUUAGACAAGGAAGACAAUAUAAGCGAUACGGAAACGAUAGUAGGCGAAAGAGAGACGGGUGAUAUUUGCAAAGAGAUGAAGGAAUGUCUCGCUAAAUUCGCUAAUUUUGCACUGAAUAGUCCAGAGGGAAAUCCGAAAGAGGAAUACGAGAUGCAAACGGACAUAGACGGCAAAUAUCCCGAUUCGGUGAGUCCACCGUUGCAAGAAAUGUCGCCGACCACCACCGAGCCGAUUCCAGUCUACACGCAGAAAUCUCAGAGGAUCAUAGCUGUUAAUAAAAUAUUUAAUAAAGAUGACAAAGUAAUUGACUUUCAGUCUCAAGUGCCGGAUAUUAAUGUGCCGUUGAAUGCGCGAGCGCAAGCGAGGGAUGCGAAUGAAACGAAAGAGACGGACAAUAACGAAGGUAAAGACGAAGAGGACGUAGAUGUAUUCAAAUAUGUUAUAUUCGGUUUGAAAAUUAAAAAAGCAAUGGAGGAAUGUCAGAAUAUAAUCAACUCAUAUAACAAGGACGCCAAGAAGAGAGACGACGACGAGCCUCCCACUCUGGAGCAAAUCGUCGAAGUCAUGCUGACGCUGGACAAGAAUUCUGCGGAGUUUCUAGAAAAAAUGGACGCGGACGAUCCGAUUGAUAUGAACGUUGCGAUGUCGAAACUGUCGGAGCUAGUCGAGAAUAUGCCGCAAACGUUGGCGAAUAUGCCGGAGAUCGCGUCGAAGUUGUCCGAAUUCGCAAACGCCAGCACCGAACUACCAGAAUUCGCGUCCAUUAUGAAUAGUCUACCGGAUGUCAAUAAUGACGCUCAAUUGACGCCGGAAACGCUGAAACAGAUUCGCGAAUUGAAACUUUCGAAGCGUGACAACAUUAAAGUAACGAAAAACACUGCCAAGCGUAAAAUUAACCGUAGAUAUAAGACUGAUGACGAUGUCUUCGAAUUCGAAGGUAUCACCGAAAUACUAAAUGAUGAAAAAGAUUUGCAGAACAUUGUUAAGAGUAAAAACAAUAAGGACGACUUCAAAGAUUUUCUAUUUUCUACAUCAGCUCAAGUAGUUAUUAAUAAGGCUUUCGAUUACCUCAAACAGAAUAAAAGUCCGGAACUGUCGAAGUUUCUGGAAGAAGGCAAGGAACUGCUGUUUCUGCCGCGCAAUAGUUUAAACACGGAAAUGUAUUCAAAAGCUUCGACGUUGUUCGAUAAUUCCGUUAAGGAUGCGCUAAGUAUGACCGAGUUGCGGGAUAUCGUAAAAUCGAGGUUCAAUUCAUGGAAACACAACGUCGCAACCAAACUUAAAAGUAUACCAAUUGAUAUAUUAGAAAAUGAAAUUGAAGUAAUGUUAGACAAAUUCUACUCAUCGAUUCAAGACCUCGCGUCGAAGCAGUGCAACAGCGAAAGUGAUAAAAUUAUCGAAAAGAUAGAUGAACUAAAUAGAAACAAUGAUGAUUCAGAUAACGAAGGGUGUUCGGCUUCGAAAGAAACGCUUAAACAGAUAAAUAAAUUACUGAGCACGUUUGCUGGUAACACUCUAGAUUUGUUAAUAGUUAAAUUGUCGAAAAUGUCCGACGAUAAAAAGUCGGCUGUGAAAAGUCUCAAGUUUAAAUAUCUGGACGUCGUCCGACGAUGUGCCGAGUCACAGCAGCUUGUGACCUGGAUAUUUCUGGAUCCGGAAAUAGCUAUCAAUGUUAUCCAGGAAUUGACGGGAUUGGAAGUAAGGAAGUUAGACAAUGCUCCGGAUUUUUCGACGAUGUCCAACGAUAGAAAGAAAGAUUAUUUCAUGAAUCGUUUGAAAGAAACAAAUCGACAGUACAUGGAGACGUUACCCAAAAAGGGCUUAACCGGAGACGAAUGGCUCGUAAUGUUGUAUAGAUUAGAGCAAUUGGAAGACAUGCUGAGAGACUCGUUCUCCAAAAUGGCUCCGCCCACCAAAGUCGUGCAAACUCAAGCGAGCGAAGCAGAGAUCCUCGCAGCUCGAGGUCUAAGCAAGAUUAUCGGCAAAGCGAACGUUAGAAUCGUCAAGAAGACAAACCAGGAACCGCCGAAACCCGUCAAGAAAGAGGAAAUACCGCCGCAUAACGAGGACGACGAUAAAAAGUGCAAGAGUUACGCUCUUCUAGCGAAAUGCGAAGCGGUACUCACUUCGAAGGGGGAAAAAUCCCUCUUAGAUAGUUUCAAUGCCAUAAAGUCGUACAUAACGCAAGGCCUUCCCGUCCCGGAGACAUAUAAAAAACACGUAAUCACAAUAUGUUCGAGCAUCGACGCCAAAUUGCUGGAUAUAGAAGAAACGCUGAAAACGGACGAAGUGGAAACUGAUUUGAAAGACAAAGACAAGGAGCUGGUGGCGAAGUAUUCGGCGCAGGCGCUCCGAAACGCGAAGCAGACGCUGAACGCCGUCGCGUUCAGGAACAUGUCGAGGAACGGCCAGACGAAGUCGGAGAGCGACGUCUGCGAUACGCCCAAGAACAGCUGCAAGUGGACGAACGACUGCGUCUGUGAUGCGUGUAAAGAUUCCGACGUCUCGUCCGUGUGCUUGGGCGAUAUAGUGAAGUGCUACGACGAUAAAAACAAGAACGUUCUAGACGACAAGAAGAAGGAGAAGAAGGUGGUGCAGAAGCCGAAACAGCCGCCGAAGGCCUGCGAGAACGGGAGCCAUCAGCAGCAUGUCUGUAAAGUUGGCCACGGAAGCUGUGCUGGCGAGGGUCCCGCCGACCAGCCCUGCAACUGCUGCUAUUGCACCGUAUUCGGACAUGCGCCGCCAUUAACGACACCGGUGCCGCGUAACUUCAACGAGACGAGGGAAAGAUUACGAUCUAUAUUAAAUAAGAAGAAACAGAAAUGUAAAACGAAUGGAGAAGUUGAUUCCACCCCCGAGCGGUCGCCUCCUCAGCUGCCAUCGGCUCCGCAAACUCCCCAAGCCCCAUUGACCCCGCAGCAAUCUUCAACACCACCAGCCCUCCCCAAGACUCUUCCGCCGACGCUGACACCUGCGCAGGCGCAGCAGAAGCGGCAGGCGAUCGAGAACCAACAGAAACAGCUAGCCGAUAAAAUGGCGAAGAUGGUCGUGACUGAGAAACCGGAAAUUAAACCAAAGUUGCAGGCGCUCCAGCGCUCGAUACCCGUCCAGGUGAAUUUGCAGGCAGCGUUGAAGGCGGAGGGGAAGGUUAAUGCGAACGCAAUGGAACAGAUACGAUUGCAGCAUUACAAACAGCAGCAGCAGCAGGCUCAAAUGCAACAGAUGCAGCAGCAGCAAGCCCAACAGCAGCAGCAAGGGCAACAGCAGCAACAGCAGCAGCAGCAGCAGCAGCAACAGCAGCAACAGCAGCAGCAGCAACAAAAUAAACCGGAACCGAUAUACGACUUGCCGAUACACAACAAACCAACUCUAACGCCCGAACAGCAACAGCAGAUCAGAGAACAACAGCAAGAAAGGCACGACGCACUGAUCCGACAACGUCAGAUGCAGCUUCAUAAACAACAUCACCUGCAGCAGCAACAACUGCUACAGAAGGAAUACCAGAUGAAACAACAGCAGAAACAAUUAUUGAAACAACAGCAGCAGCAGCAGCAGCAGCAACAACAAAAGCAGCAGCAGCAGCAGCAACAACAAAAGCAGCAACAACAACAGCAGCACCAACAACAACAGCAGCAGCAGCAACAACAACAACAACAACAGCAGCAGCAGCAGCAGCAGCAGCAACAACCACAGCAACAGCAAAUGCGACAGAGUCGACAGCAACAGAACACGGCUUCGAUGUCAAGUAGAGAUACUAGCGUGUUCUCAACGAGCUCCGGGUGUUCAGGUGGCUCGUGUUGGCGAGGUCGCGGUGGUUGCAAUAACAGGGCGGAGGACCCUCGCGAUCUGGACGCGCUCCUGCAGUACAUCGAGGGUCCAGCAAGGCACGUGGACAGGGGCAAGAAACGAGCGAAGAAACAGCGCCAGAAAGCUAAGAAGACGGAGUCGCGCCUGCUGAGCCAGCUGGAGCAGCUGCGGCGCGAGCUGUGCGACGCGCGCGCCACGCACGCGGCGCUGCACGGCGCGCACGCGGCCGCCGCGCGAGACCUGCACGCCGCGCGCGCCGCGCUCGCCGCGCGCAAGCGAGGCAAGAAGCAGAAACUAAAUCCGGCCCAGCAGGCGAAAAUGCAACUGGUGGCGGAGCAGCUCGGGGACUGCACGACUCUCGUCAAUACGACUGCCAAGGAGCUGUCGGCGGCGGAGCGGCGCGUGGCGGAGCUGGCGCGGCGGCUGGCCGAGUGCCAGCGCGGGCUGGCCGAGGCGCGCGCGCUGCAGGGCGCGCCGCCCGCCGAGCGCCCGCGGACGCGAGAGAUGGAACCAGAAAUCGAGACGAUACAUCGGCCGGUCGCACCGGCACUCACCGACGAUCUCACCGUGUUGAAAAUGAGUGAAAAUCGAACUCAAGCCCAGAAACAGACGGAGAGUCAGAAGAAACAGUCGUGGGAGCAAGCGAUCGCUCACAUCAACCAGCUAGCCAAGGGAUCCGUGAAAGAGAAGAAGAAACAGAAAGAACCGCAACCGAAACCGGAGGAGAAGCCGAAGGAGAAGAAAGUCACACCGCCGGUCGUCGAACCCCAACCGAUGUCUAAUAAACAAAGGAAAUUGUUAGCUAAGCAACAGGCAGAAGAAGAGGAAAGAAAGAAGCAGCAGCAGCAGCAGCAGCAGCAGCACCAGCAGCAGCAGCAACAAGAAGCUAAGGUCAAGAAGGAGAAGAAACCGGAACCACUGAAAGUAGAGAACAAUAAAAAGGACAAGAACGAAACGAAGAAGGAGGAACCGAAGAAGAAGAAAGAUGAAAGGAAAGAGGUUAAGAAAGAAGAUAAGAAGGGAAAAGAGAAUAAACAGGAAGGGAAAGCGACACCAUCAACGAAAGCGAAAGCCGCACAACAACAACAGCAUCAACAACCAUCCAAUAAGAAGGAGAAGAAGAAGGAGACUCAAGUAAAACCUCACGUCAUCAACAUAACCCCGGACACGACAUUAGAGAUUGUUACUAAAAAGAACCAAAGUACGAGUGAACCAGAGAAACUUGCAUCUUGCAGCAUCAUGGAGCAACUCAGUAGUGGUGUCCAAGUUGCGGAUCUCAAACUACCGCCCGGCAUAACGCUCACGCGUGUCCAACCUAACGAGAAGAAGGAGGCGCCCGUCAUCAAGUCUGUCCCGCUGUGGCGCCACAGCCAGCUCGAGGCGGCGCCCACGCCCGCGCCGCGCGCGCCGCCCGUCAUCACCGCCGACCCCUCGCUCAUGAUGUUCUCCACGCACGCGCACAACGAACCACCGAAGACGAUCAUCGUGCCGGAGGCGCCGCCUCAGCCCGCCGGGAAGUCGAAGAAGGCCAAGAAGAAGGCCAAGAGAGCCGCAGCGGAGACGACGGAGCAGAGACACGAGGGAGCCAAGAUGGUCACCCUGCGGAACCCCAUGUUCCACCCGAACCUCCCUCCCGUGCAGAUCGCGAACCCCGCGCAGAGCAAGGCCGAGAUCCGGAUCCCCGAUCCCAUCCCCAUGCCGCCGGCCCCCUGCCAGGCCACCAUCACCCCCACGUCGAACGGGAUGUACACCAUCCGGAACCCGUUGAUGUCGAUGAUGCACCAGCAGAACCUGAUGGGUAUCAGGAACCAGAAUCCUCAGAUGACGCCCGCCUUCAACCAGCCCCAGUACAACUACGUCAACCCGAACGUGUACACGCCGCAAGCGUACGCGGAACCCGCACGCAACUCCCCCAAGAUGCCCGAAAACGAUUUCCAGAACCGCAUCAUGAAUCUGGCGUCGUUCACGCAGAAGAACGACGAAGGGUACUCCCUGUUCAAAACGCCGGACGAGAAUCCACAGAAAAGUUUUCUGACGCCCGAAUACUUCGACGAUCAGGCCCCGAAGGUCGUGUCCCCCAACCCGAUAGGCACGCGACCGGACCACAACCGGAACUACGAAAACGAUUCCCUGUUCGCGAAUCCGAUCCAGCGCCCGGAGCCGAUCGGCACUCCUCUGAAGAAGGACGAGGAGAAGCAGUACUGCGGGCUGUACACGCCCUUCGGGCAGGAGGACAGGAACGUCUUCCGAAACGCACUGUUCAACGACAAGCAGGAACCGAACCCGCACUCGAAGGUCGACGAGUCCACUCCCUACGUGAACGGGGAGCUGCCGUAUUUCCAGAGAUUGAGAGCGGGCUCGAAGCUGAACAACGAAGUGACCAUCCACUACGUCACGGACUCCAAAUUCUACAAAGGGCAGGAGGCCUGCGAGCGCGAAGAGUCGCUGUUCUCCCGCCCGCAGCCCCGCGCGUGGCCCGAGCGCCCGCACAGCCACAGUGUCCAAUCGUCCGUGAGCUCGAUGACGUGCGAGAGCGCCUGCGACAGCGGCGGGACUUCGCCCCCCCAACAUAGACCCGAAUCCAGCGUGUUCCUGCCGGACCGCAGCAUCACCAACCUCUCGUCUCUCGAAGUCUCCGAACGGGAGAUCGAGUCUUUCAAGCGGUUCGACUUCUACUUCGAGCCGCCGCAGCACAAGCCGAAGGUGCAGCUCGACGUGCGCGACAUCGCGGCCGCGCUGCGGCACCACCAGAAGUAGGGCUCCGCCCUCGCGCGCCGCGACCGCCGCGACCGCUGAUGUCACAAACGAUUAUAUUUAUUUGUAAAGUUUAGUUUAACAUCGGGCGGCGUCUCAGGCCCCUAUGUAAUAAAAAAUAAAUUAGACACCUGGGCCCCCGAGCUUGGGGCCCCGCACCACCGUGUCCCAGGCAGCUUUAAUCAUUUGAAAAACUCCUCACGAACAUUUCACACAAGAAGGCAGAAUUAUAUUUGUAAUAUAAAACUGCAUCAAUAAUAAGUGACUAAAAAGAACCGGAUCGUGCCGACCGUGAGGACACCAGCUCCGCGGGAUCAGAGGGACGGUUCCGAUUCCCUCGCGAGACUCGACUUGAACUGACGUUGCGAGUUCAACAACGACGCUCGAAAACUUAAACGAACUCCCGUUUGACUGAAGAGUGAAAACUACGACAGAUCGGGUCACACAGAACAGGACGGACAGAUCUGCCGUCUCGCUCUACCGUCCGUGACGGGUUCGCAGUUAGCGGACGUGUCUAGGGAGACGGGUGUUCACGUAACGACAACUCAUUACACACGCUCGGUGCGUCGGCUGGCGAGGAGUUAGCCGAGGGUUGGCCGACGGAACUCGGAAGCUUCAAACUGUUGGCGUCGCGUCCAUGUUGUAACGCGUUACUGCGUUACUUUACACGGAGUGACAACACACGAGAACUGCCUCUUGCCAGACUGCCGUUAUGCUUCUUGCAAAAAAGUUAGAACCGUUUUACUUCAUUCGCACGGAUCCGAGUUUUGAGAGUGACGUCAGCCCCGUAUAGAGAACUUGGGAACGCCGAGCGCUCCUUGCGUAACAACGUUCUCUGUGAUUUUCACGAUUCCGCAUCACAAGAAACUCGCUCGGAGUUAUCGAGUUCGGGUCGAGAUUCCGGAACCGCGGGGGGAAGUUGUACAAAAGUGACAAAUUAUAACGAAAUUCCGACAAGAUAUUGCUACGAUCUAACGCUCGUGCUGGAAUUAUUGGCAAAAUGUGCUUCGGAAUGAACUCGACACGACACGACAGAAACGCCUCGAUCGGAGCGAAGGUUUCGCAACGAAUACGAUCGAGGGUCGCCAUAUUCGCUCAGUCGACUCGAGGUCGACUGACUUUCGAAACCGACAAGCGAUCCACUCGGAGACCGAUGUCGGCUCGAGCCGCUUCUGCCGAUGAAUGUCAUUCUAAAGCCGAACGUGAAGGUGUUCCGGGUGUGUCCCGGAAACGGAACGGACUAGUAUUUUAAGCGCCACUUUAUAUAUAUCGGUAGCACGAGGAUCUGUCCGUUUGUGUAUCGCAGACCAGUGCUAUGGGUUGUAAGAUUAUGAAUAAGAAAUGUGUAUAUUAUAGCCA